CACAGUGCAUGAAGUCACACUUCCUUUUGUUGGAUUUGUUUGCCUGUUCUGACCGAUGGACCACUGAUUAACUAUCUCAUUUGUCUCCUUCAAGUCGACAGCGGAAUCUCCUACUCAGACCUCAGGUGGAAAUAAAGGCACAGGUACUGAUGGAGAUGACAGCGCCGCUCCUGGUCCCUCCUGCUCCGUUGCCGUGGCAACACACAGAGAGCGUCGGCUCCUCCGACAGAAUGGAAAGGAAGAUGGAGGAUAACACUGUUAGAGACGUCGAGACUGGCAAUGAAACUGGUGGAGAGGAUGCCUUGGUGGGGAAUGUGAACAAACUGAUGGUGACUCCACCAGGUUACUCAGGAGCGCCGCGAAAAGGACAUCUGGUCUUUGAUGCUUGCUUUGAGAGUGGGAACCUUGGCCGUGUUGACUACAUCAGUGAGUUUGAGUUUGACCUCUUCAUCCGGCCUGACACCUGCAACCCCCGUUUCAGAGUUUGGUUCAACUUCACAGUGGAGAACGUCCGCGAGACACAGAGAGUCAUUUUCAAUGUGGUCAACUUCUCAAAGACCAAGAGCCUGUACAGAGAUGGCAUGUCUCCCGUGGUCAAGUCUACCAGCAGGCCAAAAUGGCAGAGACUCCCUGCCAAAAACGUGUACUACUACCGUUGCCCUGACCACCGACGCAACUAUGUCAUGUCCUUUGCCUUCUGUUUUGACCGAGAGGAUGACGUUUACCAGUUUGCCUACUGCUACCCGUACACCUACUCCAGAUUGCAGCACUACCUGGCCAGCCUGGACCGUAGAAACCUGCCCUACCUGCAGAGGGAGCAACUGGGACUCAGUGUGCAACAACGGCGCUUGGACCUGUUAACCAUCACCAACUCUGACCACAGGAGUACAGAGAGGGAGAAGAAAUUGGUGUUUCUUACAGCUCGUGUUCACCCGGGAGAGUCUCCUGCUUCCUUUAUUUGUCAAGGUGUGAUUGACUUCCUGGUGAGCCAGCAUCCCGUGGCUCAGAUCCUAAGAGAUCAUGUGAUCUUCAAGAUCGUCCCCAUGCUAAAUCCUGAUGGAGUAUACCUGGGCAAUUACAGGUGUUCUCUGAUGGGCUUCGACCUGAAUCGCCACUGGCAGGAUCCGUCCCCAUGGGCCCACCCCACACUGCAUGCUGUCAAACAACUCAUAGUACAGAUGAACCAAGACCCGAGAGUUAGUUUGGAGUUCUACAUUGAUGUUCAUGCCCACUCCACCAUGCUGAAUGGCUUCAUGUACGGCAAUGUGUUCGAGGACGAGGACCGCGUCCAGAGACAGGCUGUCUUCCCCAGACUGCUAUGCCAAAAUGCACCAGACUUCUCCUUUUCGAAUACGUCCUUCAACCGGGAUGUAGUGAAGGCUGGUACCGGUAGACGGUUCCUCGGUGGUCUCCUUGAUGACACGUCCUACUGCUACACUCUGGAGGUGUCCUUCUACAGUUACAUGACAGCUGGCAGCACUGCUCCUGUGCCCUACACUGAGGAGACAUACAUGAAACUGGGCAGGAAUGUGGCCCGAACCUUCCUGGAUUACUACAAACUCAACAACCUCAUCAAGGACAACAUAACAACUCACAUUCAAAGCUGUGACGUGAAGUCCCACACAAGCGAUGGUGACGGAAAGGGCCUUGGUUUUGGCAGAGACACAGAAGACAGUGAGAGAGAGAAGAGCCAAGGUGUAAGGCACUAGACAGACGGACGCAGAAUGAACGUAUAAAAAACCGAGCACCAUAGCAGGAGGAUCCUUCAUGCUUCAUUGCCUUUAGAAGCUCCAGAUCUUCCAGGCUAUAAAGACUUAUUUUCACAGAUUUGUGACGGUGGAAUGACUGGUACUUGCAGGACUAAAAUCAGAACAAGUUCCCUCCUGGGUUAUUUGACUAUAAUCUGUAAAAUGUGUGUAAAAUGUGAGUUAUUCAAGGCCAAGGAUAGACAGACCGGUUAUGCAUUUCAUUUGAGGCCUUCAUUCAUCAGCUCCUUUUUGUGUGUAUAUGGUUGUAAAUAAAUGCAUGCUUCCCCUCUGUUAC
Messenger RNA from Scatophagus argus, 2043 nucleotides. RefSeq names its product AGBL carboxypeptidase 4 (gene agbl4). Lineage: Eukaryota; Metazoa; Chordata; Actinopteri; Scatophagidae. The transcript has 16 exons. Gene Ontology annotation, biological process: proteolysis. Gene Ontology annotation, molecular function: metallocarboxypeptidase activity; zinc ion binding. Bases 150 to 1709 code for a protein of 519 amino acids. The record is from RefSeq and is a predicted model, not a curated record.